Molecule: messenger RNA, 741 nt
Organism: Manduca sexta (tobacco hornworm)
Lineage: Eukaryota; Metazoa; Arthropoda; Insecta; Lepidoptera; Sphingidae
Gene: nAChRb2
Exons: 2
Coding region: 34-630 (198 amino acids)
Biological process (GO): monoatomic ion transport
Cellular component (GO): membrane
Molecular function (GO): extracellular ligand-gated monoatomic ion channel activity
Source: RefSeq, a predicted model, not a curated record
GUUUAUUUUAUAAUAUUACUCUUCGUACAUUCUAUGAGAAGUGACUGCAUCAUCGACAACAGAAGCCAUGAAAACUUUUGGGAACGGCAACUUCAGAAAGCAUUUUUAUUCGCAGCAAACGGUAAUGUAGAUUUUAUCUGGCAAGAUGACAGACUUAAGUGGGACCCAGAGCUUUGUGGCGAAUUAAACGAAACAAUUUUAUCAAGUCGAUAUAUUUGGACACCAGGCCUGAGACUUCUUAAUAUAGCUGAUCAAUAUGAUAACGAAAUAAUAUACUUCUAUACUGAUUGCAGAGUCAGAAGUGAUGGACUAGUUAAAUGUAGUCCCGUAACCAACUUGCGAUCACCUUGUACGGCCAAAUUACAAUUCGGCAAUCAGCGUACCAAAGAUGCAGUAAGGUACAAAACAAAAACUCCGAUGUUGCACGACGUUAAACCAAUUAAGAUUGUGCAGGAAAACGUCCUAAAUUCCGAAGUGCAAUUACGAUUAACUGUAAAUAUAAAACGUAAUGGAUCUUCGCUUUCACUUGCUAUCGUACAUCUUUGUGUAAUUCUUUCUGUGUUUACUACAAUCUGUUUGUUAUUGAACGUGCGCGAUGGUUUACGUUUACAAAUGAAUGUCUACCGCUAGGCACGGGCCUCCUCUACUAAUGAGAGGGUUUUAGGUCUCAGGGGCCGUUCAUGUAUUACAAGGACACGCUUGUCAAAUCAGGUAAUUAACAGAGGUAAUAAUUACCGGUAU